UAAUGUCAACAUUCCAAGGAAGUCCAGAGCCCCCGGAAUCAAGGACUAGGAUGCCAGAGAAAGGAUGGACCGCGAUCCUCGUGAAUCCUGGGAUUUGGUGUAAGGGCAAAGGCUAAGAAGCCAGAAGUGAAGAGAGAAAUCCCGUCCACACUGCUGAAUCUGAGCACCAUCCGAAGAAUGUCCCGUUUCAGUAACUGGAAGGCCUGCCAGGUCAGCAGAAGCUUGAUGCCAUUUGACAACAUCAGAGCGCCCCGUGAGAGGAGGAAGGAGAAGAAGAAGGAAGCCCUGUUUGAAGAGCAGCCCCGGCCCCUCGGUCAGAGGCUGCCGAAGGGGGAAGGGGCCCAGAUCGCGGGCGACAAGACCAGGGACGCGGGAGCUGACAAGGCUGCGGAGGAUGGCACUCCUCUCGGCAAGAGAGACUCCCGGAAGGACGCCAGGGGAACAGACUGGAAGCUGCCAGUCCCCCUGGGACCUGUUUACCCACCUUUGGUCUCGAGUCUGAGCUCCAUGAAAGCCCUGGGACGAAGCUGGGAACUGUCUCCUCCGACGACAAACAGGUUCCGGAUACACGACGUGCAUGCGGCCCGCCUGCCCCAGCAGGGCCCCUUCCAGAACUUCAUGGACCUGAAGGCGGAGAAGAGGCUGGCCGGCCGCAAGGAGCGUCGCAGCCGCUUUGGAGACAUCAACACUCACAAGUCUUAUCAGUUUGGACAGAUUUUCUGCCCUUUCCAGGCCCUUGCCACCACGGUGCAAACUUCCACCUGGACUCAAGCAGAGAUACAGCUCCGAACAAUCACAGUGGAAUGCAGGGAGAGCUUGAGACCCAAGGAGGAGACUGCCCACACUUAGACCACGUGCCCAGGCAUGAAGAGGAAGAACGAUGAGUGAAAUUCACAACUGACAAUGAAUCUGCUUUACAUACAUCUUUGCAGAAACCCAUUAAUGCACCGAGCGAGAUCUACACAGACAGUCCUAGAUCUGCUCUAGGACUUGAGCAAGGCAGGACUCAGAUGAAAAUAAUAAA
Molecule: messenger RNA, 1024 nt
Organism: Odocoileus virginianus texanus
Lineage: Eukaryota; Metazoa; Chordata; Mammalia; Artiodactyla; Cervidae
Source: RefSeq, a predicted model, not a curated record